CGCUUAGGCGCCAUGUUGUGAGCGGAAGUGGGGGAGCGCGCGGCGGCUGCUAUUCUGCUGGGAGCGGGCGCGGGAACCGGCGGCGGGGGGCGGAGCUGUAGUCCCCGCGGCGGAAGGAGGAGAGGAAGAAAGGGGCGAGACCCGGUGCCGGGCAGCAGCGCGAGGCUCUCGCUUGGCGCGCGGGCGUCUCCAGCUGGGCGCGCGGUGUUCGAGGGUCGGUGUCGACGCCGAGCCCUUGCCAGGGGAGCCGCUGCUACUGCUGCUGCCGCCGCCGCUGCCGUGGGGCUCGGGCGGCGACUGAGUCGGGCCGGCCGCGGGGCGGGUGGGGAGGGAGGAGGCGGUGAAGGCGGUGGGCCGGGGGGGAAGAUGCCGCUGGCGCAGCUGGCGGACCCGUGGCAGAAGAUGGCUGUGGAGAGCCCGUCCGACAGCGCUGAGAAUGGACAGCAAAUUAUGGAUGAACCUAUGGGAGAGGAAGAGAUUAAUCCACAAACUGAAGAAGGCAGUAUCAAAGAAAUUGCAAUCACACAUCAUGUAAAGGAAGGACAUGAAAAGGCAGAUCCUUCCCAAUUUGAACUUUUAAAAGUAUUAGGGCAGGGAUCAUUUGGAAAGGUUUUCUUAGUCAAAAAAAUCUCAGGCUCUGAUGCUAGACAGCUUUAUGCCAUGAAAGUAUUGAAGAAGGCCACUUUGAAAGUUCGAGACCGUGUUCGGACAAAAAUGGAGCGUGAUAUCUUGGUAGAAGUUAAUCAUCCUUUUAUUGUCAAGUUGCAUUAUGCUUUUCAAACUGAAGGGAAGUUGUAUCUUAUUUUGGAUUUUCUCAGGGGAGGAGAUUUGUUUACACGCUUAUCCAAAGAGGUGAUGUUCACAGAAGAAGAUGUCAAAUUCUACUUGGCUGAGCUUGCACUUGCUUUAGACCAUCUACAUAGCCUGGGAAUAAUCUAUAGAGACUUAAAACCAGAAAACAUACUUCUUGAUGAAGAAGGUCACAUCAAAUUAACAGAUUUUGGCCUAAGUAAAGAGUCGAUUGACCAUGAGAAGAAAGCAUAUUCUUUUUGUGGAACUGUGGAAUAUAUGGCUCCAGAAGUAGUUAAUCGUCGAGGUCAUACUCAGAGUGCAGACUGGUGGUCUUUUGGUGUGUUAAUGUUUGAGAUGCUCACUGGUACACUGCCCUUCCAAGGAAAAGAUCGAAAAGAAACAAUGACUAUGAUCCUUAAAGCUAAACUUGGGAUGCCACAGUUUUUGAGUCCUGAAGCCCAGAGUCUUUUACGAAUGCUUUUCAAACGAAAUCCUGCAAACAGAUUAGGUGCAGGACCAGAUGGAGUGGAAGAAAUUAAAAGACAUUUAUUUUUCUCAACAAUAGAUUGGAAUAAACUAUACAGAAGAGAAAUUCAUCCACCUUUUAAACCUGCAACUGGCAGGCCUGAAGAUACAUUCUAUUUUGAUCCUGAGUUUACUGCAAAAACUCCCAAAGAUUCACCUGGCAUUCCACCUAGUGCUAAUGCACAUCAGCUUUUUCGGGGGUUUAGUUUUGUUGCUAUUACCUCAGAUGACGAAAGCCAAGCUAUGCAGACAGUUGGUGUGCAUUCAAUUGUUCAGCAGUUGCACAGGAACAGUAUUCAGUUUACUGAUGGAUAUGAAGUGAAAGAAGAUAUUGGAGUUGGCUCCUACUCUGUUUGUAAGAGAUGUAUACAUAAAGCCACAAACAUGGAGUUUGCUGUAAAGAUUAUUGAUAAAAGCAAGAGAGACCCAACAGAGGAAAUUGAAAUUCUUCUUCGUUAUGGACAGCAUCCAAACAUUAUUACUCUAAAGGAUGUAUAUGAUGAUGGAAAAUAUGUGUACGUAGUGACAGAACUUAUGAAAGGGGGUGAAUUGCUGGAUAAAAUUCUUAGACAGAAAUUUUUCUCUGAACGAGAGGCCAGUGCUGUCCUGUUUACUAUAACCAAAACUGUUGAAUAUCUUCAUGCUCAAGGGGUGGUUCACAGAGACUUAAAACCUAGCAACAUUCUUUAUGUGGACGAAUCUGGCAAUCCAGAAUCUAUUCGAAUUUGUGAUUUUGGCUUUGCCAAACAGCUAAGAGCAGAAAACGGUCUUCUCAUGACACCUUGUUAUACUGCAAAUUUUGUUGCACCAGAGGUUUUGAAACGACAAGGCUAUGAUGCUGCUUGUGAUAUAUGGAGUCUUGGUGUCCUCCUCUAUACAAUGCUUACUGGUUACACUCCAUUUGCAAAUGGCCCUGAUGAUACACCAGAGGAAAUACUGGCACGCAUCGGCAGUGGAAAAUUCUCACUCAGUGGUGGUUACUGGAAUUCUGUUUCAGAUACAGCAAAGGACCUGGUGUCAAAGAUGCUUCAUGUGGACCCUCAUCAGAGAUUGACUGCUGCCCUUGUGCUCAGACACCCUUGGAUAGUCCACUGGGACCAACUGCCACAAUACCAACUAAACAGACAGGAUGCACCACAUCUGGUAAAGGGUGCCAUGGCAGCUACAUAUUCUGCUUUAAACCGUAAUCAGUCACCAGUUUUGGAACCAGUAGGCCGCUCUACUCUUGCUCAGCGAAGAGGUAUUAAAAAAAUCACCUCCACAGCCCUGUGAAGUGACCUCAGUGAAAUAUUUGGUACCAUGGUGUAAGCUGAUAGCACAAGUUCUGGCGACAGGUAGCACAUAUCUGAGAGACACCUGCAAGCACACACUGUCCCAGCUGGUACCCAUAAUGCUGCUGCUCCUGCUGCUGCUCCCGCUUUCAUCUCUUCUCGCUUUACAUGAUUGUUAGCAAGUUAGAUUUUCCUGGAGCUUCGGAUGAAAUGGAAAUGGAAACAUGAUGAAGAUAUAUUCACUGAAUCAAUAAGAAGAAGAAUGAACAUAUGAAUACCACCUAAAAAUACACUGAAUAAAGUACUCUACACCAUAUAGCAUUAUUUUUAUAGAAAAUAUUUCAUGUCCCUUAAAUAUUCUUUGUUAGUUAUAGGGAUGGACAGUUUAUGUUAAGCACUUAGCUUAAACAAUCCGUUUAUAUUAGCACUGUAUCCCUUGUGCCAUCCAACAUUUUGUAUGUUUUUGUAAACAGUUCAUAUACAGUACAUUUCUGUACUGCUUUCUUUAAUGUAUACAUGCCUUGUUUAACUUGGAAUCUUUUAUUAAUAAUGAAUUGACUAUUAAAUCUGGUUAAAUAGUUCACCUGGAUUAACAGUAUUGUUGGACAGCGCUAAAAAUGGCCAGAUUAUAGAACAGCUGUUGAAUGUAAUACUUCCAAAAUGUACAUAUCUUUCCCCAUGUCUGUUUCACUGGGUCGUUCGUUUGUUUGUUACUUAAAGUCGGGUGCUCUGUCAGACUAACCUGUAGAGCUGUUACGGUAGAGAAAGUUAUAUGUCUGUGGCAUGACAUCAAGAGUACACCUAUGAAGUUAGUUCAUAUACUUUGUUUCUUUAGUGUUCUUUUUUUUUAAUUAAGGAAGUAGUUGUUGCACUUUUAAUCUUAAAUAGUGUCCAUUCUUAAAAUUGGCAUAUAAUUUGGAAUUUUGCCAAUAUACAUCAAAGGCCUGUGGUGGAGAAAUUGGCCAAGGAAAUUUUAGCAACAGGUCAUUCAAGUCCCAGUGGAUAUUUCAUGUUUAAGUAGAUCAAAUUACAGAAUUUAGCAUAUGAAUAACAAGAUACCUGUUCUUGUAUACCUGUGAGAAAAGUAUGCUUUUUUGGAAAAACAGUAAAUGAGUUCUAUCCCAUUAUGAUGCUUUAUAUUAAAUACUAAUUUGAGUGUAAUAAAAGCCACAGGCCUCUAUAUGAAACUGGAUUAAAACUUUCUUAUUCUAGGGAAUAAAACAUUCUUGAUCAAACAAUAUCUGUUCUAACCUAAAAUGAUAGCUAAGGUAGAUUAAGUGAAUAUCUAGCAUUGAGUGUUUUCUGAAUUUCUCCUGAUGAUUUAUAGCUGUGUAGUACUUCCUUUAACUUCAGAUAUAAUCACUUUUCAUAAUGGUCACUGAGUCUGCUUAGAUUACAGUAUUAUCUACAUCUAAUGUAGUAGUUUCCAUAAUUUUAUUUGAUUAAAGAAAUUUCUGUAUCCAUUAUGACCUGUAUCUUUGCCAAGUUACCUAGCAUACAUCAAUAUGUAAUAUUGAAAACAUAUGAGCAAGGAUAAAGUAAUUUAACUUACCUCAUCAAGAAUGUGCCCAAACAGAUCUUCCUUCAUCAUGUAUUAAGCCAUUUACAUCAGAAAUCAUUUUCCUGCCAGAAACUUUAAAUCUUUCACUUGAGAGUACAAAGCCAAGAAAGCGUGGCUUGUCUAUCUUAGAAGCACUUAUUAUUCCUUAAUUUCUCAUGUAUGCAAUUAAAGAGAAAGGCAAAAUCUAUAACAUUCCUUUUGCCCAAGUGACCCAAAAUGGUUAUUGCAUAGAAAUCAAAUGUAAGUUUAUCUUCUAAAAAAUGUGUAAGAGGAGGGAUUUCAGAAGAUCCAGAUGGAGAAUUUUUUAAAUUCUUGAAUAUGUAGAUGCUUUUCAUUGCCCAGAAAGAAAACUUCUUUCUUCCUUUCUUUUCUUCCUUCCUUCCUUCCUUCCUUCCUUCCUUCCUUCCUUCCUUCCUUCCUUUCUUCCUCCCUCCCUCCCUCCCUCCCUCUCUCUCUCUCUCUUCUUUCUUUCUUCUUUCUUUCUUUCUCUCUCUCUCUCUCUCUCUCUCUCUCUCUCUCUCUCUCUCUCUCUCUCUCUCUCUCUCUCUCUCUCUCUCUCUCUCCUUUCUUUUCAGUGUCUUAAACCCCAGUCAUCCCAAAUUCUUGUAGCUUUUAAAAUGUUAAUGUAAAUCUGGGCAUAUAUUCUCAGAUUUUUUACACUGAUGCUAUUCCAUAAUUGAUUAGGUGUAUUUUCCCAUUGUAGUCUUUUAGAAUCAGAAGUAAAUGUGUAAACCCUUAUAAGUCAUCUAGUCCAACUUUCGCGUAUUGCAUGUAAAGAACCUGUGACCCAAAGCAAAGACUAGAAUUCUUAACUUUCCAUUUAGUUUUUUCCCCCCAUAACACCAUGCUGCCUUCCCUUCAGGUUAUCAGCCAAUCAGAAGCUGAGUUAUUCAAAAACUGCAUAUUUCUUGGGACACUCCUCUACUGGUAUAUGAACUCAAGUUUAUUGCUUUCAAAGAUAAUUCCCUUCGUUGCCUAGUCCAACUGCCAGUUUUGUUGGAAAAAAGCAAGUUAUAUGUUCACAAAACUGAAGGCUUUCUGCCUAAAAAGCAGUUCGUGAGCAUAAUUUAUUGUAUCUGUGGUUCUGGUGUUCGUAUUGCCUUUGAUUUACAGCAGACAAACUUGGCCAACAGUGUGCUCUACAUGUAGUGCUUGUGCUGGGCUAACAUUUCCAUCAAUUUCUUCACCUCCAUUUCCUCCAGGCCCCUAUAGUUGUGGUAGUGAGGCCUUCACCAGUUAGUGUCGCUGCUUCCCAGGCUUCUCCCAGGAGAUUUUAGUUCAAUCUUAAAGAUACUUCAAUGUGAAAGAAGGAACUAAACUAUCAGGCUACUUUCACAAACCUCCUCUUAGCUUAUAAUUAAAAAUAAUAUCCUAAAUGGUAGGUUGCAUUUAGCAUUGCCAAGCGUAUACUGGAAAAUACAGAUUAUACUACCAUGUGUUUUGUAUCUUCCCUUGCAAAUGCUGAUAUUAAACUAAGGUAAGUUUUUGUCCUUUUAAUUUUUUUAUAUAAAUUAUUUCCACUCCCUCUAAUUUAUAGAGUUGAUGUCUUCUUUUAAGUACAAUAGACCCUUGUGUGUAACAGAUUUGAUAUGGAUUCAUUUAUUCAUAAGCAACCCCAAAAGUCCAAAAGUGUAGUAAUGUUUGACAAGGCAGAGUCGAGAUGCUGUGACGCUGACAUGUGGGAAAAGUCAACUUAGAGUCUGGAGAGGGUGUGGUGUGUGUAUGGCAAGAGAUUCCACAUUUCCCUCGUGGUGGGCUGCAAAGAGCAAGUUUGGGUCAACCAUUUCCCAUCUGUUUUUAAGAAGUGGUAUGGGCCAGGAGACAUCAUGGGAGGUGGGAUUGGCCUGUUACCUGUGCCUUGCACCCUCGGCCCAGGAAAGACUUGAAGGGGUAGAGGGGUGCAAAGGCUUCAUGAAUAGACAGAAUAGUUUGUGUAGGAAAGGGGCGGGGAUAGGUCCAGCCUGAGAGCAGAAAAACAUUCAAGAUUUGGGGGCCUUGGUACAGAUAUACUUAAUGACCAUGGAAGCCAGCAAUACACAUGUCAAUAUGACUGACAUUCUCUAUUUCCUGGCUUUUAUUAUAAAUGUCCUAAAAUUUUUCAGUUUUCUUAACUGUAUUUUAUAGAGAAAAUUCUCUCUUAACGAUGGUAUCAAGCACUUGAGAUUUAUGAAGACAUUAGGACAGAUAUCUCAGGAAUGUAAAGGGUCAGAAAAGGUCUGUUUUGUGUGAUUAACAAAUCCGAUGGGUUUCAUGGCUGACCCUUGGUGCUUAAACCAGGAGGUUCCAAUCUAAUUUUAGAGUUCUGUCCCUCUGAAAGGUCCAACUCCAUGUGACUAACGAACUGGAUGUAUACUUUGAGCCUUAUUUAAUUCACAAAGAGGUUGACUUACCUCUAUUUUUAUUUCAACAAAUGAAAAUAGCCCUCUUUUCACCUCCAGAUUGCUUACAUGUUGCUGGUCUCCCCAAGUGACCAUUGGUGGAGACCAAUUAAUGAAGGAAUGAAAUUCACUUUCUUGGGACUGUGGUAUUCUGCAGAGCCAAGCUUAACCACUUUUUCUAGUGAAGAAUCUACAGAGUGAUAAUACCUAAGUAUGGAUGGCCAAGAAGAAUUUAUAUCUACAGUGUGCUUUAUGUAUUUUUGACACUGCUGUAUUCUGUGUGAUCGAGUGACUUGUAACUGGUUCCAAUGUGAGUGUUCUCAAAGAAUCCUAGUAAUUAAGUUGACUUAAUUUUCUUAAGCCUUGUAUUGCUAUUAGUCUCACAUUUACCACUUUGAUUCCAGUCUUUUAACUGUUCAUAACAGGGCAUACCAAGGGUUGGGAUAAGAGCCUACUUCCUACCUCUUAAGGCACUUUCCUCAUUAUUUUUCCAUGUAACCUUGAAGUGCAUGAUAAGCUGUUUAAAUGUCCAUGACUUCUCCCAGAGCAACUAGCAAAGUAUAUGACAUUGAAUAGAGAUUAGUGGAAAGGAAAAUUUAGAAACUAAGUUCAGAGGUUCAAACCUCAAGAAAACCUCUUUAGAGCACAUACCAUUUGAGUACAAUAUACGUAAACGUAUGUGAGAGGAGAGUUGCUGUAAUAGUCCUCUAAGUAGAUUAGUUCAUUAUCUAAUGGAAGUGAAAAUCUUUACUCCUAUUAUCACUAUAGUACUGAAUGAACUGUAUACUGAGUUUUUCAAACAAGUAUUUAAAGUAGAACUUUUAAAUACCAAGCAAGGGCAUAAGGAUAAAGGUUUGGGUUUGUGUUCCUCUAAGUGUAGUGUUCCAUCUAAAGCUUUGUUUUUUAAUCGAAAAAUGCUUCAAGGUAUUGCCAUUUCUUAGCAUUCUUAAUAAUUAUGGGUGAUGAGUUUUUAAUUCUUAAAAUUAUGUAUGUGUAUUAGGUUUAUCUUAAAUGUUACCCUACGCAGAAGGGAAAGUAUACACCUAAGGGAUGUAAUUAUUUUGCAUUUUUGGGUGGGAACGGGGUGGGCAUCUACUUAGAUAGUUUUUAAAAAAAAAUCACAAGUAUUUUUCUACUAUUAUAUAUCAUCUUACUUUCUACUAGUUUCUCUCUAGUAAGGCAUGCCAGAAGCCCGAGGUACCAUAUCAUGAGUUCUUAUGUAUUGUACCUUUUAUUGGUGGUUAAAUCAUAUCAGAUGCUUGGCACUGCUGCCAUAAUUAUGAAAUGCUUGUAAAGGAUUACAUAUCACUGAAUACUUUAAAUUGUUUUACUUAAGAGUCUAAUCUGGGGAAGUUUUCAAAUCAUACUAUUAAUGUGUAAUCUAAGCUCUUUCAGAUGUAUCCAUGAAUAAUCCUGGAACAAUAUUGCUUGUAUUCCUGUCACAGAACAGGUUUUGUAAUCUUUAAAAGAAACGAAAAUUUAUAUAAUAAAGUUUCAAACAAAUG
Molecule: messenger RNA, 8032 nt
Organism: Myotis daubentonii (Daubenton's bat)
Lineage: Eukaryota; Metazoa; Chordata; Mammalia; Chiroptera; Vespertilionidae
Gene: RPS6KA3
Product: ribosomal protein S6 kinase A3
Biological process (GO): intracellular signal transduction; protein phosphorylation
Molecular function (GO): magnesium ion binding; protein serine/threonine kinase activity; ATP binding
Source: RefSeq, a predicted model, not a curated record